CUGGUAGAAUCCGAUCCGGAAACAGUUCUAUCCCGUGCUUUCUUGCUUGCCGUGAAAGUGAUGGCUGGUAAAGAGGCAGCAUCCAAUCCAGAAUUAGCUCAAAAAAUGAAAAAUUUGGACGACGAUGCGGAAAAAUACGGAAAUCGAGAAAAACGGCACGCAAAAGCUGCGAUUUUGUGGGGGCGAGGAAAACACAACGAAGCAUCGGGUGUGUGGGAUCGUCUUCUCGACGACUACCCAACCGAUUGCUGUUCGGCUGUUCGUUUUGCUCAAGACGCCCAUUUUUUCAACGGAACCCUUCGUACCAACCUGGCUACUUUAGACAAGAUUCUGCCAUUUUGGACUGCCGACAUGCCUUGUUAUAGCUUCCUAUUCGGAAUUCACGCAUUCGCUUUAGAAGAGUCUGGAAAAUACGUGGAGGGGGAGAAGGCUGGAAGAGAAGCGCUCAAAUUGAAUCGAUUCGAUUGUUGGGACGCGUUGGCUUAUGUUAUGGAAAUCACGCGUUGGCUCAUGGUAUGGAAAUGGGUGAAAGACACAAAGAAGGAAGAGAUUUCAUGUAUAAAACGGAAGAUGAUUGGAAGAUGCCCUAAAACCCGUAUUAGAAUGACCCGUUCUUCUAUUCUACCAAGGCACCUUGAGAGGGCUCUUCCAUUACAGGGGACCAUCAACUAG
Caenorhabditis briggsae is the source of this 672-nucleotide messenger RNA. The record is from RefSeq and is a predicted model, not a curated record. The annotation marks the transcript as partial. The transcript is spliced from 4 exons. NCBI's taxonomy places the organism in Eukaryota, Metazoa, Nematoda, Chromadorea, Rhabditida, Rhabditidae.